AUGCUUCGCACUUUGUCCCUCGCACGGUUCCCCGCCGCAUCGAGAGCUCAACCCCUCCGCAGGUUCUCCAUCAAAGCGACAACCAUGGCACCACUACGAGCUGGCUUUGUGCCCGAGCACUUUUGCACCCCACUAGAGUUUGCAAAGAGGCACUAUGGCCUCGAUGUGGAUCUCAUUCCCUUUCCUUCUGGCACCGGUCACAUGGUCACUGCCAUCCAGGCUGGCGAAAUUGAUCUUGCAGUAGGCCUGACGGAAGGCUGGAUCUCAGCGCUAGGCAAAGCACAAACUGCCAAGCAAGACGCAGGCUUCAAAAUAGUCGGCACAUAUGUCGAAACGCCACUAUGCUGGGCCAUCUCAACUGGGGCGAAGAGGGAUGAGCUGAAGGGUAUUCAAGACUUGAAAGACAAGAAGGUGGGCGUUUCGAGGAUUGGCAGUGGGAGCUAUGUGAUGAGCUUCGUGCUGGCAGACCAGCAGGGCUGGCUGAAUACAUCCUCCGAUAGCCCUCCGUUUCCUGUGGAGAUACUCAACACGUUCAAAAAUUUGCGCGAUGCCGUCAAUAGCGGCACAGCAGACUUCUUUAUGUGGGAGCACUUCACCUCGAAGCGCUAUUACGAUAACGGGGAGAUCAAACGCAUUGGCGAGAUCUACACUCCCUGGUCGUCGUGGAAGAUUGUUGCCGCAAACCAUCUGCUCGCACCAAAGAGCAGCGGCAAGCCCUCACUCAAGCCAGAGCUGGAGGAUGCGCUGGAAAAGUUGAACAAAGGCGUCAAGCACUUUGAGGAAAAUACGGAAGAGGCUGUUAAAUUUAUCAUCACGAAGCUCGACUACUCAGAAGAAGACGCUAGGGAAUGGCUGAAGACUGUAAAGUUCUCACAGCAGGUAAAGGGCGUCGAUAAGGGAGUCGUCGAAAAGACUGUUGGCAUCUUGCAGAAAGCUGGUGUGUUGGGCAAAGACAUCGAUCAAGCAGACAUGAUUGCACUCGAGCGUAUCGGAAACUGA
Molecule: messenger RNA, 999 nt
Organism: Bipolaris zeicola 26-R-13
Lineage: Eukaryota; Fungi; Ascomycota; Dothideomycetes; Pleosporales; Pleosporaceae
Exons: 2
Coding region: 1-999 (332 amino acids)
Source: RefSeq, a predicted model, not a curated record